UUAAUAAACAACCAUAAAAUAUGUAGUACGCCUACACGUGCUCUAAUUUUUUUCAAAAUAAUCCCGGGCAAAAAAAUUAAACUGUCAUGAAUCACUUCAAAAUAUUCGCGAUUUUCCAGCUCGUCACUGAAAUCAGUUUCACUUUGAGUUCGGCUUUCAACACUCAAGACUACCAAGAUCAGCUGACCAAGCCUUAUUUUGUCGAUAAGAGUAUGUUCAUAAAAGCUUUUUUUGAUUCGGGAUCAUCUAAAAUUCUACUAUCGAGUCCGAGAGGUUUCGGUAAAACACUGAAUCUGCAAAUGUUCCAACUCUUCGUGGAAAUCGAACUGGACGAAUACGGUGUUCCGAAACAUUCAUCUAACACAACAGCUGGAAAAAUCUUCAAAAACUUGACCAUUUCCCAGUAUCCGGAAAUAGUUAACGAGCACAUGGCAAAGUACCCUGUGCUUUUUCUCGAUCUAGAAGCUAAACCGGUUCUGGAAUCUUACACCAGGGAGGACAUAAUUCGACACGUGAAUAACAAAUUAUACGAUACGUUCGUCAAACAUUCUUGGAUGUUGCAGAUCCCCGAAGAUGUGCUCGUCAAUCAUUAUAGAAUCGACAAGAAUAAGAUCAAGUUUAUGAAACAAUUGGACGAAAGAAAUCUGGAAAAUGAAAACGAGAAGGAUUAUAACGUGUUGCAUAAAAUGUUACACUAUUUGGCGGUUAUUUUACGAUCUUAUUAUCGCAACGGGGUCAUUAUCUUGGUCGAUAAUUACGACAGUAUGGUCAGCAAUUCCUAUAAACCUUCUGGACAAGGCGUAAGUAGGUAUUACGACCACGUCAAUGGCCUUUUACAACGCGCUUUUGAAGAUGCCGAUGAAAGUGUCGUAGUUGGAGGAUUAGUGAUGGGUAUCAGUGGACUGGUUUUGGCGAAUCUUCCUACGUUCCUUUCCAGAACGAAGUUUCAUCCUUUUAUGGGCGAAGAGAGCAAAUUCACCGAGUUCUUCGGGUUCCAGGAAAGCGAACUGGUCCAAUUACUAGACCGAUACAAAUGUCCGGAAAAACUAGACGAAAUAAGAUCCUAUUUCAAUGGUUACAAAACCGUGUACCAAGAUCUUGCCAUAUUUAAUCCUUCCUCAGUGAUUCAAUACCUUGGUAACUUGAGCAACGACCCUUUGAGGAUAUAUUGGAGGAUAUCAACGGUCGAUAAUUUCCUUCUGAGCUUCAUGAACGAUACGUUAAUUCGUACUGUUAUCAGAAACGUAAUCAAUAACGCUUCAACCGGGUACCAUAUGGCCGAAGCUUACACGGCGGAUAAUUUCAAUUUAUUUUUCAGCAUAUGCGAAAACUACGCAUACAAUUCGACCGACCAAGGCUUAUUACUAUGGUUUUUUUACGAUCACGGAUACCUAAGUCAUCGUGUAGUCGAAACUGACUCACCGGGGCAGUUUCUAGACGCCAUGGGUGCCCCUAAUUUCGAAACUCGCCGAGCUUUGGAGCAGUUAAUGACGUACUCUGGUCCACACAUCGUAGCCUACGAUAGCCUAUAGCUGCGUUAUGAGAAACGGACACGAAUAUAGGAGUCAACUUUCACCCCUGUCGUACUCGUAUUUUAAAAUCAACUCAGGAGACGACAUCGAGACGCCAACAUUUCCCAUUUCUUUCCUAUGGGAAUCAGAUUAACACAGGGAAAAAAGAACGAAUCGGCACGCUUCGCUACACGCAUACUUGCGAUUACUUCGAAAUGCAUUUUCAAGCCGGCCGUUGCUUAUUUUAUCGAUUAAUCCGUGCGACAAAACAAACCGAAAAAAAAAAACGCUAUAACGAACUAACGACGAUAUAAUAAUAUUGCAACUGCACGAUUACUUUGAACUUUACGUACGUAUGCCUUGAUUAAACAACCUUUGUGAGCAAUUUUUGGGUAUAAUAAGCUGCGAGCGACGAAGAAAGGUAAAGAAAAUUCACUGUGUCAAGAUUACACCUCCUCCGGCGCUUCGGUAUCUUCGUCAAGGUCUACUAUACUAAAGGUAAUUAAGCAUUUUAGCCACCAUGUUUCCAAUGUUCUUGCCAAUGCGGUAAUCCUUUGGUUUACGUACGUGCUACGUUACGAUUACACGUAGGUAUAAAAUCUGCGAAGCUAGAUACUAGAUAUACACUACACCUACGUCUACCUAAUCGUCUAUAUUGUCUAUAAAACCAGCGCCAUGGUUGUUCGAGUUAUGCGACAGAAGGCCUCCUAUUCGUAUAUAAAUUCUAACGACCGUCACAAAAUCUCAGUUUAUGUCCCAAAAACCGCGUAAAAAAAAUUGUUGUUCGACGAAGCGUCGAAAACGAGAUGUUUUUGGAUGGAGAAAGGGAGAGAGAGAGAGGGGAAGAGGAAAAAAGGACAGAUGUCAGAGGAAAGGGUUGAGACAAACUAGGGGGGAUUUAUGAUUGGAUUUUAAUAGUGGUAAGUCGUAGUAAUCGUCAAAGGCUUAGUAGGUAAUAAAGUUCAGUCAAUAUUUUGCUUCAACUCGCUGGCUGAAUCGUGAUGUCAAAAAUGGAAAAGGGUGGUGCUAUUUCCGAGUCACUUAUUUGUAACGCUAUCACGUACUGUGUGUUCUGUUCAAGGUUCAAAAUAUUUUUCCUGGCGAUGCGCAGCCCUAACUGAACAAACGUGUGAAGGUUUGCCGAUUCUCAGAGUUGAAGGGGCAAGACAUUCCUUCAACAUGUUUUUACUAGUGAUGGGAUAUUAUCGAUAUUUCGGGAUAUCGAUAUCGUCAAAAUAUCGGAGGUCUGAUAUCGAUAAUAUCGAUAUAUAUCGGAUGUUUUUGAUGUUCAUAAAAAGACCAUAAAACAGCUGAUUUUUGAUGAAAAGAGAAACUGAAUCAUCUCUAAGCUGUUUCUAUUCCUUAUUUUUUUGCUUUUUCAGUAUCUAGCUGCCUAUUUGGCGCUUUUUAAAAUAAUGAUGACAUCGAUGACGUAAUUGUCAACAUUUCAUCAUUCUACAGAUAUGGCCCAUGGCUACCAUUAAUAGCUGUGAUAAUCACUAUUUUACUCUAAAAGAGUCUGAAAAUGCUCAAAAAGAGCAAAAAAAUACCUCGCACAAUUUAUUUGCGGGAUUUUUGCAUAAUUUUUAAAAAUUUUCCGAUAAUCGAUUAUCGGCUUCAAAAUAUCGAUAUAUAUCGACGGCGGCAAAUAUCGAUAUAUAUCGAUAAAUAUCGAUAAUAUCCCACCACUAGUUUUUACUUAAUUAUGAACUAUGAUGAAUGACUAAAAUCUGUUCAACUUGUCUUCGUAGGAAAAAUAUUUGUCUACGAAGAUUCUCAUCAAAUUCUCAAAUACUGAAUAGAAUUGAAAUUUUCAGUUUCAACUGCAUAUUCAACUUUUCUUGACAAUUCGUUGGUCAAUCGGGGGGAGGGGAAAUUUUUUCACAUGUUCGUCUACACAUUGGUGAAAUAUUUCAAAAAUGCUAAAAUGGGUAUUCAUUUUUUAGGUUCCUGCUUUUGUUUAAAACGGCGGCGAAAUUUUUUCAAUGUUUAUCACUCUAAAAUUAUAGCACAAAAAAUGGUAUUUCUCGUCAAUUCGUUGACAAAUUAGGGGGAGGGGUAUUUUAUUCACAUGUUCGUGUACACAUUGGUAAAAUAUUUUUUGCAAUAAGUGCAAAACUUGUAAUUUUUUUUCUCGAAAACGAAAAAAGUGCCAGUCCAAAUUUUUGAUACUUAAUGUUAUUCUA
Molecule: messenger RNA, 3697 nt
Organism: Planococcus citri (citrus mealybug)
Lineage: Eukaryota; Metazoa; Arthropoda; Insecta; Hemiptera; Pseudococcidae
Exons: 1
Coding region: 87-1532 (481 amino acids)
Source: RefSeq, a predicted model, not a curated record